UUGAGGGUUCAAAUACAAUGAAGCUUCUAGUUGGGCAAUGUUGAGUGGAAAAUCCUUUAUAGCAGAGAAUGAGGUCUGCAUGAUUUGCCCAGGGAUCAGAAAAAUAACAGCUAGAAAAGCAGAAAAUGCAGACGCUACAGAAAAGGUGUGUGUGCUUGGCCCAGGUGAUUUAUAAGGGGUGGGUUUGUCCAUGUGGUUAAGGCAGAAAAUAGAGGCGCUCAGGAGGAAACUGCUCUCGGUAGCAGAGGCAGGAAGUACCAAAACCACCGGAGAAUCCACCCGAACCGAAAGCCCACAGAAAGGCUCUUCUCAACCAUCUGUGAGUCCAGAGGAUCUGUCUCCACCAUCCAUCCAUCCAGCAAAACCACAGUUAAUAGUCAAUGUGGGAGACGAGAUUAGGCUGCUGUGCACAGACUCAGGCUUUGUCAAGUGGACUUUUGAGAUACUGGGUCAAGUGAGUGAGAAUAAACACAAUGAAUGGAUCACAGAGAAAGCAGUCGCCACCAACACAGGCAACUAUACGUGCACCAAUGAAGGCGGCUUAAGCAGUUCCAUUUAUGUAUUUGUUAGAGAUCCUAACAAGCUUUUCCUGGUGAGCCAGCUGCUGUACGGGAAAGAAGGCAACGAUGCAUUGGUCCGAUGUCCGCUGACAGACCCAGAGGUGUCCAAUUACUCCCUUAAGGGUUGCAAGGGAAAACCUCUUCCCAAGGACUUGGUCUUUGUCUCUGAUCCCAAGGCUGGUAUCACUAUCAGAAGUGUGAAGCGCACUUAUCAUCAGCUUUGUGUGCACUGCUCUGCAGAUCGGGAGGGAAAGUCAGUGCUAUCAGAGAAGUUCAUCCUGAAAGUGAGGGCAGCCAUCAAAGCUGUACCAAGUGUCUCUGUAUCCAAAGCGAGCUAUCUUCUCAGGGAGGGGGAAGAAUUUGCUGUGACAUGUACAAUAAAAGAUGAGGCUAGUUCUGUGCUAUCGAUGUGGAUAAGGGAAAACAGUCAGCACAUUAAAGCACAGGUACAAAGCACGAGCCGGCAUAAGGGUGACUUCUAUUAUGAACGUCAGGAAACGUUGACUGUCAGCUCAGCAAGAGUUAAUGAUUCUGGAGUGUUCAUGUGUUAUGCCAAUAAUACUUUUGGAUCAGCCAAUGUCACAACAACCUUGAAAGUAGUAGAUAAAGGAUUCAUUCAUAUCUCUCCCAUAAUGAAUACUACAAUAUUUGUAAAUGAUGGAGAAAAUUUAGAUUUAAUUGUCGAAUACGAGGCAUACCCCAAACCUGAACACCAACAGUGGAUAUAUAUGAAUAGAACCUCCACUGAUAAAUGGGAGGAUUAUCCCAAGUCUGAGAAUGAAAGUAAUAUCAGAUAUGUAAGUGAACUUCAUCUAACCAGGUUAAAAGGGACCGAGGGAGGCAUUUACACAUUUCUAGUGUCCAAUUCUGAUGCCAACUCUUCCGUGACAUUUAAUGUUUACGUGAACACAAAACCAGAAAUCCUGACUUCUGACAGGCUUGUGAAUGGCAAGCUCCAGUGUGUGGCAGCAGGAUUUCCAGAGCCCACAAUAGAGUGGUAUUUUUGUCCAGGAACGGAGCAGAGGUGCUCCCCUCCUAUUGUGCCAGUGGAUGUGCAGAUACAAAACUCAUCUGUGUCACCGUUUGGAAGAUUAGUGGUUCAAAGUUCCAUAGAUUCCAGUGCAUUUAAGCACAAUGGCACAUUUGAGUGUAAGGCUUACAACGAUGUGGGCAAGAAUUCUGCCUAUUUUAACUUUGCAUUUAAAGGUAACAACAAAGAACAAAUCCAGUCCCAUACCCUGUUCACACCUUUGCUGAUUGGGUUUGUGAUUGCAGCUGGCAUGAUGUGUAUCAUUGUGAUGAUUCUUACCUACAAAUAUUUACAGAAACCCAUGUAUGAAGUGCAGUGGAAGGUUGUCGAGGAGAUAAAUGGGAACAAUUAUGUUUACAUAGACCCAACUCAACUUCCUUAUGAUCACAAAUGGGAGUUUCCCAGAAACAGGCUGAGUUUCGGGAAAACCUUGGGUGCUGGAGCUUUUGGGAAAGUUGUUGAGGCGACUGCAUACGGCUUAAUUAAAUCGGAUGCGGCGAUGACUGUGGCUGUGAAGAUGCUCAAACCAAGUGCCCACUUAACUGAGCGAGAAGCCCUAAUGUCUGAACUCAAAGUCCUGAGUUAUCUCGGUAAUCAUAUGAACAUUGUGAAUCUUCUCGGAGCAUGCACCGUUGGAGGACCCACCCUGGUCAUUACAGAAUAUUGUUGCUAUGGCGAUCUUCUGAAUUUUUUGAGACGAAAACGUGAUUCAUUUAUUUGCGCCAAGCAGGAAGAUCACGCAGAAGCAGCGCUUUAUAAGAACCUUCUGCAUUCAAAGGAGUCCUCGUCGUGUGACAGUACUAAUGAGUACAUGGACAUGAAACCUGGAGUUUCUUAUGUUGUCCCAACCAAAGCAGACAGAAGGAGGUCUGGGAGAAUAGGCUCAUACAUAGAACACGAUGUGACUCCUGCCAUCAUGGAGGAUGACGAGUUGGCUCUGGACCUUGAAGACUUGCUGAGCUUUUCCUACCAAGUAGCAAAGGGCAUGGCCUUCCUUGCCUCGAAGAAUUGCAUUCAUAGAGACUUGGCAGCCAGAAAUAUCCUUCUUACUCAUGGUCGAAUCACAAAAAUUUGUGAUUUUGGUCUAGCCAGAGACAUCAAGAAUGACUCUAAUUAUGUGGUCAAAGGAAACGCUCGACUCCCUGUGAAGUGGAUGGCCCCGGAAAGCAUUUUCAACUGUGUGUACACAUUUGAAAGUGAUGUCUGGUCCUAUGGGAUUUUCCUGUGGGAGCUGUUCUCCUUAGGAAGCAGCCCCUACCCUGGGAUGCCAGUCGAUUCUAAGUUCUACAAGAUGAUCAAGGAAGGUUUCCGGAUGUUCAGUCCCGAGCAUGCACCUGCUGAAAUGUAUGACAUCAUGAAGACUUGCUGGGAUGCUGAUCCCCUAAAGAGGCCAACCUUCAAGCAGAUGGUUCAGCUCAUCGAGAAGCAGAUUUCAGAUAGCACCAAUCAUAUUUACUCCAAUUUUGCAAACCCCAGCCCCAUCCCAGCGGACCAUUCAGUGCGAAUCAACUCCGUCGGCAGCAGUGCUUCUUCCACCCAGCCUCUGCUUGUGCACGAAGACGUCUGAGACAGAAUGUGUCUAGGGGUCUCCCCAGCGAGGACGAGCCCCAUUCUUUCAGAUUCCAUAGUUGUUAUUUUGUUUUCCUUCGAUUUGCAUCCCAAUCCUGCCUUUACGAGCACAUUUUAGUGGCCAGUGAUCUUUGUUGUCAGCCACCAGCCCAUUGCAAGGGUUGCAACUGUAUAUAUUCCCUAUAGCGAGGAAGCCCAGCAAGUGAAAAAAUUUGGGAGGGUGGGGGAUGGGCUGGACACACUGGAGUCCUUUUGAAGGCUUCUCCAAUUCUGUUCAAAAAGUAAGGUUGUUAUUUUAUUUGAAUAAAUGCUAAGUAUUCCCGUUUGGCCCUCGUAAUCAUCCACAGUGAUGUAACGAUGCAACAAGAUUAGAGGCUGAAACCCGAGCCCUUUACGUGGAAAAUAGAACAUUAUUGCAACAAAAGGCAGAAGUCUUUGAACAUUUGGGUUUACGAAAACUAGUUUUUUAUGCUGAGAAUGAGACAUGGGCCAUCCUGAGCACAAAUAGAGACACGCUGCUGUGAACCACUGCAUGAGUUUUUGUGCUACUGACCUGAUUUUUAGAGUUUGCUUUUAGAGAGUUGAAAUGGAGAGAAGGCCUCCCCAGCCAGCAUUUGUAUAUAACUCAUCUAUAAAAAUACAUGUUCGUACAUUAGGGGUGGGGGGAGAAUCGGCAAGGUUUAGCUUCUGUAUGCAACCCUGGCUCAGGGUCCGCUGUGAGUAGGCAUAGAUUAGAGCCAUACAGGUUUGAAGGACACAGUUCUUUUUUUUUUUUUUUUGGGUAAAGCAUAACUACCAAGCAAAGUCUUAAACAGUCUCUGAUUUGGUCGAUGAACUUACUCUACGGAUUCUCCAGAACAAGCCUACCAGCUUUACGAUGGCAUCGUACUCAAUGGAUUUGAUGCCAUUUGACAAAGUUACUGAUUUACUGCAUGAUUCCGGCAGGAGUGAGAAAACAGUGCUGUGUCAGUUUGGAUUUUUAUAUAGCAGGAAAAAAAAAUUUAGAUUAAGCCUCCUUUACAGGCAUGCCCUGGACUUUGGGCCAGUAUGUAUAUUAAGUGCGUAUCUGUGCACACUCAUGUGUAUACGUGUGACAAAUAUUUUUUCAGGUAGUCUUGCCCUGAGCCCAUGAGGGUCCUUUAGCACCCCAGAAAUAACUUAGCUUUUAUCAUCAGUACUGCUCGUGUUUCUCUUCACAUGGCUGUCUGGAAUAGCCUACCGAAAGCUUACAUAGAGGGAUGUAGGAAGCAGGGUGCUUAACUGCCUACUUAGUUGCAGUCCACCUACACUUAAGGCACUCUGUUAUUUAUACUCCACAUACUGUAGCCGUUCCCUAGACUUUCAUAAUGCUACUGUCCCACUGAAACAUAUUUAAAUUUUUACCCUUUAGGGUAUAGGCUGAAUACUAUUCUUGUGGCUUACCUUUUUUUUAGAAAGUAAAUGUACAUGGCCAGGUUGAUGUGUUGUCUUGCAAGAUUCAAGUAUGCUGUCUUCAUGGUUUUUCCCUCUGUAUCCCUUAGAUUACAUGUAGAGAACUGUGGCCAUUAAUCUGGAAAUAACCAUUUGCACUGGAGUUCUAAUGCUCUCGCACCUUUCCAAAGUUAGCAGGUUUUGCGGUUGUGUUGUCAUGUAAGAGAUUGUUGCUGUUUGCCGUUCUUUGUCUGAAAAAUUCUUUUGCGUUUCUAUUGACUUUGGUUAUAGUAAGAAAAGUGGUUGUUAAUUGUAGAUGUCUAGGUAUUUCAGGGCACUUCACUGAAAGUUUGCCUUGGAUAUUCUUGAAAGUUUAUAUUUUUAUAAUUUUUUUUUUUUACAUCAGAAGUUCCUUUGCAGUGGCUUAAUGUUUGAAAUUAUUUUGUGGCUUUUUUUGUAAAUAUUGAAAUGUAGCAAUAAUGUCUUUUGAAUAUUCCCAAGCCCAUGAGUCCGUGAAAAUAUUUUUUAUAUAUAUACGGUAACUUUAUGUGUAAAUAUGUAAGCGGUGCAAGUUUAAAGGAUGUUUGUGUUCCAUGUGGUCCUUUUUUUUUCUUUUCUGAUAUGUUGUUCAGUUGUUGACAGUUCUGAAGAAUUCUAAUAAAAAAUGUAAAUAUAUAAAUCAAAUGAUUUUUUGGAUUGUUUCAGUCUUAAUGGAAUUAAGCUUUAAAAUGUUAAAGUCCAUUCAUCUUGACGUUAGAAAAGUUUGUACUUAGCAUGUAUGUAUGAGAUAAAAGUCCCUGGAUGGUGCAAAUGGUUAACUUGUUCUGCUGCUAGCUGAAAAUUUGGUGGCUCGAGUCCAUCCAAAGUCACCUCGGAAGAAAGGCCUGACGCUCUACUGAAAAAUCAGCCAUUGAACACCUUAUGGAGCACGUUUCUACUCUGACACACACGGGCACACCAUGAGCCAGAGUCUUGAUGACAACUGGUAUGUAUAAAAAAAAAUAGGAUACAUGCAAUUCUUAAACCCGAGGUCUCUAUUUAAAUUAGAAAGUAAAGGAAACACUGUGGGAAUUGUACACUUUAUGAUUAUUAUUAAGGAGCCCUGGUGGUGCGAACGGUUAAGGGCUCGGCUGCCAAUGGAAAGGUUGAUGGUUUGAACCCACCCAGCUGCUCCACUAGAGAAAGACCUGAUGAUCUGCUUCUGUAAAUAUUACAGUGAAGAAAACUUUGUGGGGCAGUUCUACUCUGUAAAACGUGGGGUUGCCAUGAGUCAAAAAUGGAUCAAUGGCACCUAACGACAACAAUGAUUAUUAUUAGGUUGGUUCAUCUGAAAGGACCAUUUUUGUUGGCAAAAUAAUGGUCAAAGCAGCAAUUUUAUGUGGUUCAAUUUAAUAUAAUUGGCAUGUUUCCUCUUAAAAGAGAGUCCUUACGAAUUAAGAUGAAUAGUAAACAAAUUCAUGAGGU
Loxodonta africana (African savanna elephant) is the source of this 6033-nucleotide messenger RNA. It is a transcript of the gene KIT, whose product is annotated as KIT proto-oncogene, receptor tyrosine kinase. Gene Ontology annotation, cellular component: signaling receptor complex; plasma membrane. The transcript is spliced from 21 exons. Gene Ontology annotation, molecular function: cytokine binding; growth factor binding; ATP binding. The record is from RefSeq and is a predicted model, not a curated record. The coding region runs from base 191 to 3157 and encodes 988 amino acids. Lineage: Eukaryota; Metazoa; Chordata; Mammalia; Proboscidea; Elephantidae. Gene Ontology annotation, biological process: B cell differentiation; positive regulation of receptor signaling pathway via JAK-STAT; protein phosphorylation.